Molecule: messenger RNA, 1367 nt
Organism: Closterium sp. Naga37s-1
Lineage: Eukaryota; Viridiplantae; Streptophyta; Zygnematophyceae; Desmidiales; Closteriaceae
Source: the annotation of a GenBank genome assembly
AUGACCUGCUUGGGGAAGGGCUUGGAAAAGCUGAUGUCAGCUGCUGCUACUGAUGUGAGCUUGAAGCUGUGUGAAGAGCAUAUCAGACCUCUCCCACACGGCACCUCUCCCACACAACACCUCUCCCACACGACACCUCUCCCACACGGCACCUCUCCCACACGACACCUCUCCCACACGGCACCUCUCCCACACGACACCUCUCCCACACGGCACCUCUCCCACACGACACCUCUCCCACACGGCACCUCUCCCACACGGCACCUCUCCCACACAACACCUCUCCCACACGGCACCUCUCCCACACGGCACCUCUCCCACACGGCACCUCUCCCACAAGGCACCUCUCCCACACGACACCUCUCCCACACGGCACCUCUCCCACACGACACCUCUCCCACACGGCACCUCUCCCACACGACACCUCUCCCACACGACACCUCUCCCACACGACACCUCUCCCACACGGCACCUCUCCCACACGGCACCUCUCCCACACGGCACCUCUCCCACAAGGCACCUCUCCCACACGACACCUCUCCCACACGGCACCUCUCCCACACGACACCUCUCCCACACGGCACCUCUCCCACACGACACCUCUCCCACACGGCACCUCUCCCACACGACACCUCUCCCACACGGCACCUCUCCCACACGACACCUCUCCCACACGGCACCUCUCCCACACAACACCUCUCCCACACGGCAUCUCUCCCACACGACACCUCUCCCACACGGCACCUCUCCCACACGACACCUCUCCCACACGACACCUCUCCCACACGACACCUCUCCCACACGGCACCUCUCCCACACGACACCUCUCCCACACGGCACCUCUCCCACACGACACCUCUCCCACACGGCACCUCUCCCACACGACACCUCUCCCACACGGCACCUCUCCCACACGACACCUCUCCCACACGGCACCUCUCCCACACGACACCUCUCCCACACGGCACCUCUCCCACACGACACCUCUCCCACACGGCACCUCUCCCACACAACACCUCUCCCACACGGCAUCUCUCCCACACGACACCUCUCCCACACGGCACCUCUCCCACACGACACCUCUCCCACACGACACCUCUCCCACACGACACCUCUCCCACACGGCACCUCUCCCACACGACACCUCUCCCACACGGCACCUCUCCCACACGACACCUCUCCCACACGGCACCUCUCCCACACGACACCUCUCCCACACGGCACCUCUCCCACACGACACCUCUCCCACACGGCACCUCUCCCACACGACACCUCUCCCACACGGCACCUCUCCCACACGACACCUCUCCCACACGACACCUCUCCCACACGGCACCUCUCCCACACGGCACCCCUUCAACGGAGAC